Rhineura floridana is the source of this 4631-nucleotide messenger RNA. RefSeq names its product von Willebrand factor A domain containing 5B2 (gene VWA5B2). The transcript is spliced from 23 exons. Bases 592 to 4569 code for a protein of 1325 amino acids. NCBI's taxonomy places the organism in Eukaryota, Metazoa, Chordata, Lepidosauria, Squamata, Rhineuridae. The record is from RefSeq and is a predicted model, not a curated record.
CUACUUCCUUUUGGAGGGACUGGUGGAAGGCUGAACAAAACUAUAUGAGGGCUCAUUUGGGAAAGUUUGGGCUACAUUUGUGUUGGGCCAAGCAAGGCAGUGCUGAGUAGUAAAUUCUGAUAUCCACUUAGGAAAAUCUGUUAGAUUAAGACUGGAGAGUGCAAAAAUAAUUCCUGUUAAAAAACAGUUGAAACAUGUUUUCACUCUUUGAAGCAGUUUUUGGAUUUUGCUACUGUGAGCUGAAACUCUCAGGAUGAACUAUGAAACAAAAUGACUGGUGUGAAGAAAAGGGAAGUGCAGUCCAAUCCUAUGAAUAUUUAUCAGAAGCAGACCCCACUGAGUUCAGUGACGCAUACCCCAAAGCAGCUGUGCAUAAGACUGCAGCCUCAUUUCCUUCUUGAAAGGGAGAAGACAGAGGCUGGGAGGUUUGAAAUACUAGGCUUCUGGCCAGUCUGGAUACAGGAGCCCAUCCAGAAAGGUGCUGAUUCUUCAUCCAUAUUAAUUCAUCCAAAACCAAGCUGGUUAAGACUGCAGACGGUGUGUCAUUCUCCAGCUGCAAUCAGUGAGGCUUGUUAGUUCCACCUGAAGAUCAUGCCAGGCGUGUACUGCCGGCCAGGCUGGACUGCCCUCCCUCUACAGAGCUCUUGUGUGAAGGCUUAUGCCAAUGGGUAUUCCCUGGGACUCACCGCUCACCUUACUUACAUGAACCUGGAGCAACAGCCUGUGGAAGGAGUAUUCGUUUAUCCCCUGGAGGAGUCAGAGGUGGUCUCAAGCUUUGAAGCUGUGGCAGGAAACCAAACCUCCACCUUUCAGAUCCAGAACCGGCCCCGGGUGGAGGACUGCUGCAUUGACUGUAAUGCAAGCUGGAACCAGCCACUCUGCUGCACCAACGGUCACUUGAUCCUAGAUGAAGACUUAGCACGCUCCACAUUCAUCAUCAGCACAGGCCCCGUUGGGCCCUCAGAAACCUUGACGGUGGUCUUCAGCAGCAGCCAAGAACUGGCCACCUUGCCAAAUGGUGCCCUACGUGUCCUCUUCCCCUCUGUGCUCAUGCCUUUCGUUGUAUCCAUCCCUGAAAGUGAAAGUGAGGCGAGAGGCUUGUGUGACGACAGGUUGGCCCUAUGCUCCACCAGUUGUUUCGGAUCCACUGGUCUGAAGAGUGAGCAGUCCUUCCUUGUGCCUCCCCAGAACACUGACAUUUUCAGGGGUGAGGUUUACAACCCCUUCCCCUACGAGUUCACCUUUGAGAUGCUGGUUAAGGGACCCUGUUUGCUAGCAGGAUUAGAGAGCCCAUCCCAUGUCCUUCGAGCUGAUGCAAAUCCUUUUGCAAGCUCUGCCUCAACUGUUUGCAUCACCUUGGCAGAGCAGCACAGAUGUGACAGAAACCUGGAGAUUAUCUUGUAUCCUUGUGAACCUCAUCAUCCACACCUUAUCAUAGAAGAUGGUGCCAUGACGUAUCAGGAAUAUGAGGCACACAUAAGGAGCCGUCGAGAUUAUGCUCGGAUUGCCAAAAAAGAUGACUGGGAGAGACAGGUGGCCUUUGUCCAGAAGAGGUUCCACAAAGACAUUUUUCACAAUCCUGUCCUGAUGCUAAAUUUCUGCCCUGAAGUUGGCAAUAUAUCCACUGAUUUCCAGACUGUCACUCGGGAAAUAGUCUUCCUUAUCGACUGGAAUGGAAGCAUGAGUGGCCUUGGCAUUGAUGGGAUCAAGGAUGCCCUGUUGGUGGCUGUGAAGAGCCUCCCUCCCUGCACCUUGUUGAAUGUGGCUGCUGUUGGCGCCAGCAUCAAGCCCGUUUUCACCAACAGCAGGCCCUGCAAUAGUGAAACCCUCAGGCUGGCCUGUGAAUACAUUCAGAAACUACGGCCUGAUAUGGGUGGAACUAACCUCCUAGCUGCUCUGACUUGGAUCUUGGGGCAGCCUCUUCACCGUGGGUAUCCACGGCAGCUCUUUAUUUUUACAGGUGCCAGUGUUGGAAACACAGGCAAGGUCAUUGAGCUGGUCAGGAGGCACAUGAGCACUGUCAGAUGUUUUACUUUUGGCCUGGGCUCUGGUGCUUGCCAUAGACUCCUGCAGGGAUUGGCGAAGGUGAGCAGAGGUCGGGCUGAAUUCCUAAGCCCAGGUGAAAGACUACAGCCCAAGCUGAUAAAGUCUUUGAAAAAAGCCAUUGAGCCAGCUGUGAGUGACAUCACGAUAGACUGGUAUGUGCCUGACACCAUGGAGGCCCUGCUAUCGCCCAAUGAGAUUGCAGCGCUGUAUCCCGGAGACCGCCUCAUCAGCUACUGCAGUCUUUACCACAUUGCCAGCUUCCGGGACAAGAAGGCAACAGGCAGAGAGCCAUUGUGCCGGAGUCUCUCUAGGGGCUCUGCCGCGUCAGUGUUCCAAUCCCAGGAAGAGGCAACAGGUUUGGAAGGAGCCCAUCCACACCCAGCUGAGGAGAGUGAAGACAUUUGUCGAGCCCUUCACGAAAUUUCCCAUGAGAUAUCCCUAGAGUUUUCUGCUGGGGGCACCGAGGAAUCUACGAAAAGUGGGGAUCCUGUGUCAGGAGGAGACAUCUGGAAGCGGAUUUUCCAGCCUUCCUACAUCCAGGAACAGUAUGUGCUCACUCACUGCUCAGUCAGCACCGACCACAGCCACGGCUUGCUCUCCCACAGUUCUACCAGCAGCGAGUCCACUGGCUCCAGAGAUGUACCUCCAGAGGGAGGCUCCUUGGCCCAGACUCUUGAAGGCAGCUCUCAGCAAGGCCAGAAGAGCGUCUCGCUAUGCAAUUCCUCCACCAAGUCUGCUCCAGUCUCCCACGCUCUGCCUGGUGUUGGUACUACGGUGUCUGUGGCGCUGAGCUCUGAGGAGCUGAUGCGGAGGAAGAAGGCACUGGCUCGAGCUGCUCUUUCUGGACGUAGUUUUUCCUCCCCACAUGGUGAACUAGAUGCCCAUCGGCUGCGCCGAGCCCUAGAGAAGGUGUCCCAGAAGCGGAACUGGUCUCUGGAAGGGAAGCUAGAUCAGAUUGGGCCUGAGUUGCAGAAGAUGCGCAAGAGUGCUGCUGAUUCCAGCAACUUGCUGUCACCGGCCCACCUAGACUGGGACAUGCUUUUGGAGCCCUCGUACCUUUUCAGCCCAUCACCAGCAACCGAGCGGGGAGAGUGUGAAGGCAGCACGUGGCCACUGCCGCUCCGGUGCCAAGUUGUCAUCCAUGGACUCAGUGCAGGAAAGCCGGUCUCCUGGGAAGCGACGGCUGCCCUGGAUUCCCUGCUCCUUGCCAAAGACAGCCAGUGCAAGGAGGAGCCGCCUGAACGGCAGCAGCAGAAUAAGGGCUGGGAUAAAUUGCUUCACCACUUGACUGCUGCCUCCGUCAUCCGGGAUAAUGAGAAUGUGUCUCAGAGAGAAGCCGAGCUGGAACAUGGUUUCUCACGAAGAUUCCGCCUUAAGGCUGUCCAGUCCAGCAAGGCUUGCAACACUGCCUCCAUAUAUACCUCCCUGGUGCCUGUGGACGCUUCUACUCAGGAGACCUUGCCGUCAGCCCUUGAAGUUCGAUGCAGAGGAGGCCUAUUCAGCUACCAGCAAGGAUCCAGUUCUGGCAGUCGGCAUCAACACAGUAACUCAUCAGGUAUGGGAUGGAGGCAGGUCUCAGAGGAACUGAAUGAUGCUCCUGUUUCUGCAGAACGAGAAGAGAUUCCUCCUUCUCCUAUCAGUGUCUCUUCUGCCACCCAAGAAAAGCAAAACUGUCUUGAUGGUGUUGAUUCCCGUCCCUCUCCUGUCUCUGUGGCCUCUCAGAAAUCGAUAGAGAACUUUGUAGGCUCCAGAUUCAGCAUCAGCCGGCGACGGGGACAAGGCUUGGCACUGCGUCCCCACUGUCUGACCCCGGAAAGUGAGCUCUCUUCUUGCGACAGUGCUAUUCAUGACUACCUCCCAUUGGUGCGGCUGCAGCAGGCCCCUGGCAUGUUCCAGCUGACUGAGAGCUUCUCAGAGGCUGUUCAGAUCCCACUGGACCGCUUGUGCCGGGCCUCUCCCUAUGCCUCCCAUCGCGCCAGCCUCAGCCCUGCCUCGAGCACCUCCCCUUGGGCACUCAUAGCCAAGAGCAGUCCAAAGCUGGCAGCCAACCUGCCUUCCCCGGAUGGCGGCGAAGUGGUCGGAACAAUCAAGGAGGGGGCCACUGAACCAGGCUUGUCUCACUCGCACAGCACCUGCUCAGAGGUGCUGAGUGCUGCCGUGUGGGUGCAGGCAGACAGCGGGCGCGGCUCCGAGACAGAUGCCUGCGACCAUUCGCCAGAUGCCUCUGAAGUGAGCGUCAGCCUGCAGGAGGCGUGCCUAGAGGCAGAGGAGGGAGACUUGGAAAGCAUGAGCUGGGCCACAGCUGUGGCCUUGGCCUGGCUGGAGCACUGCUGCGCCGGCUUCUUUGUGGAGUGGGAGCUGCUGGCAGCCAAGGCUGAUGCCUGGCUGCGGGCACAGCAGCUUCCAGAAGGUGUGGAUGUCUCUGCCUUGAAAGGGGCAGCACGCCAGCUCUUCCUUCUGCUCCGCCACUGGGACGAGAACAUCAAGCUGAACAUGCUGUGUUACAACCCAAACAACAUGUGAAGGAGGAGAUGGCAGGCUGGGCCUUCACCUUUGUGAGUGCCAAUAAAGAGAAUGAGUUCAGA